Molecule: messenger RNA, 1373 nt
Organism: Oncorhynchus gorbuscha (pink salmon)
Lineage: Eukaryota; Metazoa; Chordata; Actinopteri; Salmoniformes; Salmonidae
Product: pleckstrin homology domain-containing family N member 1-like
Exons: 11
Coding region: 141-1202 (353 amino acids)
Biological process (GO): positive regulation of apoptotic process; 3'-UTR-mediated mRNA destabilization; response to hypoxia
Cellular component (GO): mitochondrial membrane; cytoskeleton
Molecular function (GO): cardiolipin binding; phosphatidylserine binding; phosphatidic acid binding
Source: RefSeq, a predicted model, not a curated record
UCUCCCUCAGUAUCUGCCUGACUUCAGCAAGGAGCACACCACCAUACAGUCUGUUUUGGAUUACACAUUCACCAUCACACAGGGAAUACAAUCCAGGCCGUCUACAGAGGAGGUUACAGCCCCGACAACAGUAGAGCAACAUGGGGAGCAGCAUGUCAUGUGUUCCUCAACACAACUUCAGGUUCUCCAGCAAGAGUUUCAUACGCAGGAACAGCAGCCGCUUGUUCCGUAAAAACUAUCCCCAGGAAGGACAGGAGAAGUCCAACAGCAUCAUCAAUAUCCUCUGCACUGUCACCCCGAGGAAGGAAAUGACCCAUAAAGACCUGCAGACGAUCGAGAACGUUAAGUGGGACCCUCCGUUCCCUUAUGACCCGGUCCACGGCUGGAAGAAGAGCAGCAUCAAUGUCAAGAACUACGGCAGAAUGGUCCACCAUUCUAAAGUCCGUUUCCGCUUUCUCCACUGCCAGGAUGUGCAUGACUGCUACCUGGACCUUUUCCAGACACACCUUCAUUUCGUCUCCAACAACACCACUGGACUCACCUACCAGGGGACUCUUCCUCUGAAAGAGCUCACCAUCUGCAACCUGCAGCAAAACGGUAACUACAGCCAACCCCAGGAAUUUGCAUUACAGAUCAAUGGUGUCAGCCUGAACCCCAUCAUUGUCUACUGUUCCAACCAGGAGGAGAUGGACCUGUGGUUUGGCCUGCUCAAAGAACACAUCGAGAUCAACGGGGGCACCCCCAUUGCACCUCUCGAGACCUACACCAGGGUUAAGCAGAAAGUAGAAGAGAUCACGGAGGGGAGAGAGGAGCUGAGGAACUCUAUCAGUAAAGAGCCCAUCUAUGAGUGGGAGGGUUCUCAGCGUGAGAGUCUGGGGCCCAUCACCUAUGUGACCAAAGUCCACCUUCAGCACCUCCCAUGCCAGGAGCAUAGUGACAGACUCCUGGUGAUGUACCCCACCACUCUGAUCAUCCUAUCAGAAGAGUGCCACGGCCUGUUCUACAAGGGGAAACUUCCACUCAACAUGAUCACUGUGACCACACCCUGCCAGGACGUCAAGCCCAACACCUUCAUGAUCGAAGGCAAGCUGAUAAACCCUAUCGUGGUGUCCUGUCUUGAUAAGAGGGAGUUCUGCGACUGGAUCCAGUGCUUCAAAGCCUCUGAUGUCCCCGUGCUCAGUCCCCCGCCCCCCCGUUUAUGACAUCAUCUACACCCCCACGCCGAGAGAGGCUCCAGAGUUUGACAGGUGGAGUGUGAACAGCCAGAGCCAGGGUCGGAACAGCCAGGGUCGGAACAGCCAGGGUCGGAACAGCCAGGGUCGGAGUGAGUCUCUGAGGCUGAGCCAGUCCCACAGUGGACGUGGUUCAGGGUC